UUUGGUAAACCGCAGCAACGUGUGGAAUUGAAAUGAGCUGCUACUAGACCUAUCCUGAUAUGGCAGAUAUUUUCAUUUUCCCAACACACUGCCUCCUUAGCUAACAUAUCUCCAUUGUUGCACUGCAUAUACUUAUGUAAAUGCGCAACCAAUUGACGCAGAGCGUCACCAUGCAUUGUUCAACCACUUUAUCCUUCUCAAAGCCUCAAAUUCUUGCUUCUCUGUCCGGUAAUAACUCACCUCCUCCUCCUGGACCUCCUCCUAAUGCUAAUCCAAGGCCCCCACAGCACGCUUUAACAGCAGCAGCAGCAGCAGCAGAACAAGAACAGAUAAGGAAGCUACAGAAACGGAAACGAAAACCGCCCUCAGUUGCUGAAAUUGAAAGGGCAAUCGGAGCUGGAAUGUUCAAGGACAGAGACACCAGCAACAGGAACGCAGAAAAGAACAAGACUCUGUUUGAUAGAUUUCUGUCGAUUACAAUCGGAGAAACCGAAGGGUCGGUGGAGAAGAAGCUCCGGGAGUCCGGGGAGUGGAUCAUCGAUCGAACCGAAAAGGCGCCCAAAUCUACCGGUAAAAACAUUCUCAUGGCUGUGUUCUUAGGGGUUCUACCACUUUGGAUGUUGUCAUUUCUUGUAGCUUCCGGGGUUGUAAAGCUGCCAUUCAGUACCCCUUUUCUCGAUGACCUAAUCAUGUGAACAAUUUCAAUUGACGCAAAGAAAUGUUUCUGCUCUUGCUUGAUUUGUUGUAAUAGGUACAUUUACUACUCAGUUUGAAGAAAAUGAUCAGUUGGAACUUAAGUACGAGGAAAAUGACCCCUCACAUCUGAAAGGCAGUCUAUCUAUUCAUUUGGUAUGCUUUCGAUU
Rhododendron vialii is the source of this 863-nucleotide messenger RNA. RefSeq names its product probable NAD(P)H dehydrogenase subunit CRR3, chloroplastic. Gene Ontology annotation, biological process: photosynthetic electron transport in photosystem I. The record is from RefSeq and is a predicted model, not a curated record. NCBI's taxonomy places the organism in Eukaryota, Viridiplantae, Streptophyta, Magnoliopsida, Ericales, Ericaceae. Gene Ontology annotation, cellular component: NAD(P)H dehydrogenase complex (plastoquinone); chloroplast thylakoid membrane. The coding region runs from base 141 to 695 and encodes 184 amino acids. The transcript has 3 exons.